Molecule: messenger RNA, 575 nt
Organism: Dothidotthia symphoricarpi CBS 119687
Lineage: Eukaryota; Fungi; Ascomycota; Dothideomycetes; Pleosporales; Dothidotthiaceae
Exons: 2
Coding region: 99-314 (71 amino acids)
Source: RefSeq, a predicted model, not a curated record
GGAAAAUGGGAGAAGAACAGCAUGUUUGUGAACGGGGAGAUAAUACUAAGGGAGUCUAUACUUGUUUAAAAGUCUUAAGUGGGUGGUGAUUAAUACUUAUGUGGGUGGUGGUUAACCGCUGCCCCUACCUACGCCUCAUCUCCACCAACGCAGUCAUCCUCCACGCCACAUCAAUCAAACCUCCCCGAUCUACCCAUCACACAGCCCACGCACGCGGCAACAAUUUCCCCAGCACAACCUCGCAUCACGUCACCGAAAAAACCUACCAUUCCUCCCUACCUACCUACCCACCCCCUGACACCAUAAUCCCAUAACCAACCGCCAGGCCACCGGCACACUCGCGCCGUGUACAUCCUCCCACGCACCAAUCGCCGCACCCCCGGGUAAAACCCAGCCCACGGCCCUCCUGAAAAGGGCCAGGAGGAGAUCGACAGUAACCGCGCCGCAAUCCUACAGCGCAAAACGUCUGAACACGGCGCCGCGCAUGACUCUUCCUGCAUCCUUUCUUCUAGCGCCGCGCAUGUCCGCGGAUCUGCUUUGUUUUGGGGGCAUGUGUGUGAUUUGUUGCGCUGGGG